Molecule: messenger RNA, 2812 nt
Organism: Lethenteron reissneri (Far Eastern brook lamprey)
Lineage: Eukaryota; Metazoa; Chordata; Hyperoartia; Petromyzontiformes; Petromyzontidae
Gene: ARMC1
Product: armadillo repeat containing 1
Molecular function (GO): metal ion binding; protein binding
Source: RefSeq, a predicted model, not a curated record
UGUAUCCUGCGUUGGCGGGAGAUCAGCCAAUGGGGAUCGCCGUCUCUGCCGAUGUUGUUGGCGGGGUUGUGGGGGGGCGUCUCUGGGCCUUCAUCCAGCAGUGGAUCGACGGCCGAGACCCCGAACAGACGCAGGGGGGCCUCCACUCGAGGAGAUGGAGCGAUGAAUUCGGCUACUGUGCGUGAGCUAGAGGCUGGCGGGCGGGCGGCGUGAUCGCAUCAGUGAGAGGGCGGCACGCCCGUGUGCGGAGGAGGCCCUGCCAAGGACACCUCGAGGAGGAGGCCUUGUUCAACAGAACCUCGCCACGUCCCAGCCACGACCCUCCACCCCAGCACGGCUCCAGAGUGCCUUGUGAGAUCAGUGUCAUCACCCGGCCCCUCUGUCACCUCCAUCCUCGUCUUCUCUUCACCUCCCACCCGCCCAACUUCCUUGGCCAGUCCUUCUCAAGCAGCGCAACUCCCCAGAUGUUCAGCUCGUGAAGCACGUGUCCCCCUCACACCUCCCUCAUCUUCUCUUCCCCUCUUUCUGCCAGUCCUCCUCUUCCAUCUCCUCCACAUAUUUUCCUCCUCCAGAAUCAUCACUCCUCCCCUUCCUCUUUAAUCUUCUGUAAUCAUCACUCCCUUCUCCUGCUGCGAUUACUGCCUUCCCCAUCUUCCUCCAUAACCGCCACCACCACCGCCUCCUCCUCCCUCCUCCACAUCGCCGCGAGCGAUGGCCGAGCAGGAGCGACCACAGGCGCUGUCGGUGGUGACCCAGUUGCGCGACCUCGCGUCGGAGCCGCAGAACCGCGAGGUGAUCGUCAGGGACCACGGCUGCCUGCCGGGGCUCGUCCUCUUCCUCGACCACCACGACGCCGACGUUGUGUUUUCGGCGCUGCAGGCGCUGAGGUAUUUGGCGGAGAGUGCGGCCAACCGGGAGAGGAUGCGCAGUGAGCUGGGCAUGCUGCUCAGCCUGCAGAACAUCAUCGACAAGAAGGAGCGCUUGCACGAAGCCGGCUCCCUGGCCGCCGAGAUUCACGAGCUGCUCACGCGCCCGGCCAGCGCCACCACGGCGGUGCCGGGGGGCGGAGGCAGCGGCGGGGUGACGACGCGCCCCCGCAAGGGGCAGUUCUUCCUGGGCAACACCAACAAGAAGGCCAAGGUCGUGACGCUGCACAUCGACGGCCUAACUGACGGGGGCCGGCGCAGCUUGUGCGAGGACGCCCUGCUCAAGGUGAGAGGCGUCAUCAGCUUCACGUUCCAGAUGGCGAGCCAGCGCUGUGUGGUGCGCAUACGCACGGAGCUCAAGGCGGAGUGCCUGGCGUCGGCGAUUGCUGCCACGAAGGUGAUGUCGGCGCAGCAGGUGAUCAAGAACGAGAGCGGAGAGGAGGUGCUGCUGUCGCUGGAGCAGUGCUCCGAGGGGCUGGAGGAGAACGAGGAGCUGCCCGACUACCUCCCCGAGGAGGAGAGCCCCGUGCGGCAGAACGGGCGCGCCGUUUCGCGCGUCGGCGCCAAGAAGGACGCCGGCGGCAGCUGGCUCAGCUCGGCCGCCAGCUUCCUCACCAAAUCCUUCUACUGGUGACACCGGCAGCAAGACCACGGCGACGGUGACGCCGCGCCGGACGGGAAGCACCGCAAGGCUGAGCCGCACGCACCGCGCCGAAGGAGAUGGGCGGCGUGAUGGCGGACCAGAGAGAGCCCGGUUGAUGUUAUUAUAAUUAUUAUUGGUGUCAGCUUUUUUUUUGUUAUCCCUUGGUUAAUCACGACGACCGGGGUUCAUUGUACAGCCGGGGGUCCGUUUUAGGUCGAUGAACCGGAAAAUAUUUUUCUCCACCCAGAACACCGCAUCCAGUAUAUCUCUCGCUAUGGGCUGUGGCUACUACUACUAACAACUGCUAGUCACGUGCCACACCGCCUGCAGUCUACCCAGCAUGGACCCAGCCAAUAUCUUGGUGGACAAGAAUUGCACGCACGCGACCACUCUGCACGUCGAAAACUGAGGAUGACGACGACGACGAUGACUGCAGCGACAAAAAUAAUAACUUCACUCCUGCCAAGUCGGCCUUACCCAUGCGACGGUGGGAGCUGUUGGCGUGGCACGCCGUCGUGAAGUUUAGGCCGCCGGUAAACUUGAGACGGCGCAUUGGCGUGAGAGACCUCUCCUACGCCAAGCGUCGAGCUCACACGGUCGCUAACGGAGCGGCUGGAAAAGCACAACUACGGAGGCCACUGAUGUCCACCGCCGCCGCCACCACCAACGCACCCCGAUGAGUGAGUGGCAGGAUCGGACUCAGGCCGGCCACAGAAAAUUUUAAGUAACAAUAAGUUCACGGAAUGGCCUGAGCCAGUGGUGGAAAUUACACUUUCCCGUAACGGGGUCCAGUAUAUAUACACACACACAAACAUCAGCUUCCCAAAUGGUGCAGUGCUCGUUGAAUCACCCACUCUCGGAGAGACGAUGUUGACGAUGGUGGCGAGUCUGCCCCUGGCCGGGGAGUCGACGCGCACGAGUGUUGGGAUCACGGUGACGCGCGGAUCUAUAGAAUAAAACUGCGUUGAGCGAUUCGCAAAAGGGUUUUGAGAACAACGCUAAUAGUAUUGUUAUUGUUGCGCCUAAGUAUUUUGUUUGGUGGCAGCCUUUUGUUUGUUACAUUUAGUUUUAUGGUUGGCGUGCCUAACUUCUUAGGAAGAAGAGGUGUGGGCGUCGUUAUUGUUGGCAAAAGGUGCGGGGUGGUAAAGUUGGCGAGGGCGCGACGCGGCGGUGUCGAGCCAUCCGUGUUCUAAAAAUAAAAACGGAAGCUGCUCUGUUGUGAAGAUGGGCGCUGCCAAACCAC